CGACCGGAGGGCAAAAGGGAGACGGGGGUGUCAGUGUGGAGAUCGUAGCCUUCUCUUCGGACAAUGGGAUUAAACUCAUCUCCCUCUUCAUCGCUGGCCCUCCUGAUUCUCCUCAUCUGCCUGUCAGGCAUUGUGGGACUGAACCUAGAGGGGCUGCUCUUGAGGGACCUGAUGAGAGGCUACAACAAGAACAUCCGUCCCGCAGAGAAGAACAGCGACAUCACUGAGGUGAAGUUCAAGCUGACCCUCACCAACCUCAUCUCUCUGAACGAGCGAGAAGAGGCCCUCACUACCAACGUUUGGACUGAACUGCAAUGGUGCGACUACCGCUUGAGGUGGGACCACAUGCCGGAAUAUCGAAACAUCACCUGCCUCCGCAUCCCGUCCAAAAGCAUCUGGCUUCCUGAUGUUGGCCUGGAGAACAACGUGGAUGGGAAGUUUGAGAUCACACUGUACACCAACGCCCUGGUGAGCUCCUCGGGCUGCAUCCUCUGGCUCCCGCCCACCAUCUAUCGCAGUGCCUGCUCCAUUACCGUCAGCUACUUCCCCUUCGACUGGCAGAACUGCUCCAUGGUCUUCCGCUCGCAGACCUACAGCGCAGAGGAAAUCGAUCUUGUUCUCACGUCCGAGGAGGGCCAGACCAUCGAGUGGAUCGUCAUUGAUCCCGAAGCAUUUACAGAGAACGGCGAGUGGGUCAUCAAACACCGGCCAGCGAAAAAGGUCAUCCACGAGCAGUACAGCAGGGAUGAGCUGGAAUACCAGCAGCUAGUCUUCUUCAUCAUCAUCCAGAGGAAGCCACUGUUCUACAUCAUCAACCUCAUCGUGCCCUGUGUGCUGAUCUCAUCGCUGGCCCUCCUCGUCUAUUUCCUCCCCGCUAAAGCUGGAGGACAGAAAUGCACCAUGUCCAUCGCCACGCUCCUAGCACAGACUGUGUUCCUGUUCCUCAUCGCCAAGAAAGUUCCGGAAACCUCACAGGCCAUGCCGCUUAUUGGAAAGUACCUGAUGUUUGUUAUGUCGGUGACCACCAUCGUGGUGAUGAACUGCGUUAUCGUGCUCAAUGUUUCUCGGCGGACUCCAAACACGCAUUCGAUGUCAGACAAAGUCCGGAAGAUCCUACUGAACUCGCUGCCGCGGGUCCUGCGCAUGAAUAUGCAGCGCUGGACACCCACAGAACCUUCGUACAGCCUCCGCCGGUGCAGCUCCCUGGGCCUCAUCGCCAAGGCGGACGAGUCCGCGGCGUGGACGGCCCGCUCUGAGCUCAUGUUCCUCAGGCUGAGGGAGAGGGCCGGACUGGCCAGGGCAGCGCUUGAGAAGAUCCAGAAUGGCCUGGCGGGAGACAUGGCCCAGGAACUGGGGGUCAGCCUGGCCCAGGCCUCGCCGGAGGUGCAGCAGUGCGUGGCUUCCUGCAAGCAUAUCGCGGAGAGCGCCCGGCAGCAGAGCCGCUUCCACAGCGAGAACAACGAGUGGUUCCUGGUGGCCCGGGUGAUCGACAGGGUGUGCUUCAUCACCAUAUCGCUGCUCUUCAUCCUCGGGACUGUCAGCAUCUUCCUCAUGGGACACUACAACCAGGCCCCUCCCCUGCCCUUCCCCGGUGACCCCAGAAAAUAUUUACCGGAAUAA
Molecule: messenger RNA, 1620 nt
Organism: Brienomyrus brachyistius
Lineage: Eukaryota; Metazoa; Chordata; Actinopteri; Osteoglossiformes; Mormyridae
Gene: chrng
Product: cholinergic receptor, nicotinic, gamma
Exons: 12
Coding region: 64-1620 (518 amino acids)
Biological process (GO): monoatomic ion transmembrane transport; nervous system process; regulation of membrane potential
Cellular component (GO): neuron projection; synapse; postsynaptic membrane
Molecular function (GO): transmembrane signaling receptor activity; acetylcholine-gated monoatomic cation-selective channel activity
Source: RefSeq, a predicted model, not a curated record